Frieseomelitta varia is the source of this 8585-nucleotide messenger RNA. It is a transcript of the gene fab1, whose product is annotated as 1-phosphatidylinositol 3-phosphate 5-kinase. The transcript has 14 exons. The coding region runs from base 747 to 6842 and encodes 2031 amino acids. Gene Ontology annotation, biological process: intracellular signal transduction; phosphatidylinositol metabolic process. The record is from RefSeq and is a predicted model, not a curated record. Lineage: Eukaryota; Metazoa; Arthropoda; Insecta; Hymenoptera; Apidae. Gene Ontology annotation, molecular function: ATP binding; metal ion binding; 1-phosphatidylinositol-3-phosphate 5-kinase activity.
UGACAAUUCGCUUUAAUUAUGAAAAAAACCUAAUUAAGAAGAAUAAUGUGCAAACUUUUUUAUAUGCAUCCUUAAAAUUAAGCUCUCCGCUUUCUUUGUAUAUAUGUUUUGUCCUAGAAAACCGUGUGUGUAAAAAGUUGAAUUUUUUUUUUCAAUAGAUCGAAGGAUGUCCUUGUCGCACACUAUUGUUUUCCUUGUCUAUCGUCAUUAGACAAGGAGGGCUACUGCGUGCGACAAGGACCGACAUAUAUACACGGUAGACAAGGAGAGCAGUUCCGUGCGACAAGGACAGACAAAUGGGCGCAUUAGACAAGGAAGUUGACAGCGUGCGACAAGGACAUAUUCACGCGUAAGACAAGGAGGACAACAGUGGUAGACAAGGACAGAAAUUUUCGGACAUGAAGACAACAGCAUGCGUUAAGGAUAAAUAUGUUGGUGCGAUAGACAAGGAGAGUAGUAACGUAUGACAAGGACAAACGUUUUCGCGCAGUAGACAAGGGGGGCAAUGGCGUGGGAUAAGAACAGCAAUAUAAAUAAAAAUCCAUUCAGUUUCACCAACAUUAACUUCUACAUAUUAUGUAAAUACAGUGCCAUCUGUAGGAAGGAUAAAUACAUUACGUUAUGGCACGUAACAUCUGAUAUUCCUGUCAAGAAGUAUUUGUAUACAGUGGUCGGCGCAGGUGGAAAACAGUAUGUUAUGAAUAGUUCAUCUCGAAAAUGUCUGUGAGGAGAUAGCACUGAACAAAAUGAACAAAAAUAUGAAUUCACCGUCGAAACUUACGGAGUUCGCUCCGUUGAGUCCCGAAGAAAGUCAACCUGUUGUAGCUUCCCUGUUUUCCAAAUUUUUUAACUUCGCUAAAAGUUCACAGAAUGUUGAUGAUUCUACGAUCUCUCCUAUUACUAACGAGGAACAGAGCUCGUCUGAUUCUGAAUCUUGGAAACAGUCAGAAAGUACUGAGAAAUCACCUGAAGAUGACGGUUCUAGUAUGAUGAAUUUUCCAUUAGAUACUCGCGAAGGUAGAAGUUUACCAAAUGUGCUAAAACGUAUUAGUAACAUUGUUGCUUUGAAAAGCAACAACUUACGUUCGUACAAAGAUUCUCAGUUAAGAAGCUAUUGGAUGCCAGAUAGCGUGAGCAAACAGUGUUAUGAAUGUGGUGAACGAUUUACAACAUUUCGUAGGAGACAUCAUUGCCGCGUUUGCGGCCAAAUAUUUUGUUCGAAAUGUUGCUCUGAUCAAAUUCCUGGGAAAAUUAUGGGAUGCACUGGUGAUCUUAGAGUUUGUACUUAUUGUUGCAAAGUAGUUCUAUCUUACUUACAAUCGUCGGACAUGAGAAGUGAUCUGUCCGCGGACUUAAAAGCUUUGCAAGAAGAUCUUCAGGUUAAGUAUGGAAAUGAUUCGCCACCUGCAACUCAAAAAUGUUCACAUAAAUCAGCAGAAGAUGAAACUUCAAUCUGCAGGAAACCAAGUGUAGGAUACAUGGAAGAAAAAUAUGCUAUUGGAAGACCAACAACUAGUUAUUUAACAUCACAGGAACGUUCUAUUGUCUUACAAAAUUCAGCUUCUUUGAGAAUGAUCUAUGAAGAAUUGUUUAGAUCUAGCCAAGCAAUUGUCUUACAAACACACAGAGUUAGACUAAAGAGUUACCACAAUUGCUUUCUGGCUAAUGAGUUAGUAAACUGGAUGAUAGCACAAAAUAAGGCAGCUACUCGAGUGCAAGCUACUGCCAUAGGAGAAGCAUUGCUGGAAGCUGGUUUCAUAGAACCAGUCAUUGCUGACAAUGUAUUUAGUGAUACAGCAACGAUAUUUAAGCCAGUGAAAUUAUUGAAUAUGCAAAGCAUAGAUUUGUUAACUGAAACUCAAAACACCUGUGAUGCUCAAGAACCGGCAUGGGUGAAAACUAUUCCACAACAUGAUUCGACAACUGAUUCAGAAAGUGAAACGAAACCUUCAAAUUCAACGCAACAAAUGACUGGACGUUUGCCAUCUUCUAGUUCAAGUUUUUACUUAGAUUUAAACUUAGAAGCAUCUACUGUUACGUUAAAGAGACCUACAUCAGAAGACUUGACUACAAUUUCUGUAGAUAGUAGCGACGGCGUAAUUGAACAAAAAGAAGUCACAGUGAAAUCGCAUAAAUGUAAUUUUAAAAUUGCCGAUGAUCUUUUGAACGAUACGCUACAGGUUCAGGAAUUUAAAGAAAAAAUUGGUUGGCACAAACCGACAAAUCUUCGAACCAUGUUUGGAGAAUUACACGCGUAUGAAUGUCUAAUAUCUGCAUACAAACAACACGAAGAUUCACUGAUUAAGCAGCUUCUUAAUAAAGAAGGUUUGUCGCAAAGUUGGUUGGAAGUAAUACUACCUAUUGCCCAUCAAAUUAUUGAUUUUGUUAGGCCAGAUUUAAAUCAUAAUGUCGACGAUUUGGAUAUUCGACAAUACGUACAAAUAAAAAAAUGCCCGGGCGGAAGUAGAGACGAUUGUGAAAUCGUCUCUGGUGUAGUUUGUACGAAAAACGUUGCACAUAGAGGAAUGAAUGCAAUGAUAGCUCAUCCAAAAAUUUUGUUACUUCAGUGUGGAUUGAUGUAUCAACGCGUAGAAGGAAAAUUAUUAAGUUUAGAACCUGUGAUGUUACAGGAAAAUGAAUAUCUGGGUCAUACAGUUGCUAGAAUCACCGCACUUGGACCAGAUGUUGUAUUAGUGCAUCGUUCUGUUUCCAGAUUGGCACAAGACAGACUCAGAGAAUGCGGAGUAACUCUUGUUUUGAAUGUGAAACUUAGUGUUCUUGAAAGGAUUGCACGGUGCACAGGUGCUAACAUCGUGAAUACUAUUGAUGCACACAUAAGUGCAAGGUACAUGCUUGGUACAUGUAAAAAAUUCUAUCUACGAAACUUUUUAAGUGAGAAAAAUGGUAUUAAAACACUAAUGUACUUUGAGGGAUGUGCAAAUCCACAUUUAGGUGCUACGAUUUUGUUACGAGGUGGUUCGCAAACAGAAUUGAAAAAAGUAAAGAAUGUAACUUCAACGAUGAUCUUUGCCGCUUAUUCUUGGCGUCUCGAAAAGUCCUUUCUUAUGGAUGAAUUUGCAAGACCACCGUCCUCUAAAGAUAAUCCAUUUUUGGAUGAUACGUACAAAGAUUUCAAAGACUUUCCAGAAACGAAUAAAAUAUUACAUAAUAAAGCUAGUGAAGGAAAUGAUUUGUUAUUAAGUCGUAGCAAAGAAUAUGCAGAUAGUCCAGAAAUUUUAAAAAUAUCAGAAAUUCAGGAAGAUUCCGGAAGUGUAUCAAGCGAUAAACAACGGCUAGAAAUAGAACUUUCAGUGAAUGAAAACACAUCAAUGCAAGACAUAGUUUCAUAUCAGACUGAGAAUAUGUUACCUUCAGGAUCUGUCAAGCAAAUAUCUUCUAUAUUAUCUGAAGAUAGUGAUCCAUACGAUACUUUAAAAUUAUUCAAACCUAAAACAAAGUCCUCUGUAAUUGAUGAAACAGCUGCUGGCAAUUGUCUAACAAGCAAGAUAAACAGUGAUUUAAAUAGUAAUUCCAAUCUUGACAUGGAUGGCAAAGAAGAUCCAAAUAGUACAAUAGAAUUAUUUGGUGGUAAAACCACGGUAAAGUCAAAUAAGAAUGUUAAAGAAGAGGUUGAAAAAUCAAAAAUAAAAGAAAAGAUCGUCUCAGAAGAGAAACGUAUUUAUGGUGAAUCCAUUAGCGAUCGUAGUGAUCCUCUCCAUCAGUAUUUGAACGAAGACGAGGAAGAUGUCUUUAAUCAAACUAGUCCAAAUGGUCAACACUUGAGCGUUGCCGAUUUACCACUGCUAAAUAAAUUUAAGAAAGCAUUAGAGGGCACCGUAUUAAGCGUCUCGCCUUAUCUAAAAUUUUCUAUACCUUACUUGGAGACUGAAACAGGAAGGAAUUGCAUACUGCGAAGUUUCUUCCCAAGAGAGAUCUUUUACUCCGCGCAGUUUGAGGACAAAGUGAAAGAGAUCAAAACGGUUAACGUAUCUGCGGAACAGUCGGCAACCGAAAGCUCUCUAAUGAAGUUGAAAUUGAAACCGCAGCAUCCGUUUGUUCAAGCGAGAUUAACGACGGACGUAGACAGCCGAGAGGUACAGGCCUUAUUAGCUAAUUUUAGAGCGUGCGGCAGCCGACUAUAUCCAACGAAUAACGUUCUAUCGGAGAAACAAAUUCUGAUACAGUCAGAAGUAAGCGAACCUCCCGCGUGGCCCGAUUGUUUGGAUCCUGCUAGUCAUCAACGUUUGUCUGUGUUGUUCUGUAGCUUCUCACACACUGGCAAUAAUGAUACGCCAGCGUUUUGCGUGAACCCUUGGGUAGUUAACAUGGAUUUAUAUGGAAGAAACGACAUCGCGCUCGGACGUUUCUUAGAGCGUUAUUGCUUGACAUACGAGUACAAAUGCCCUGCCCAGGCAUGUCGGGCACAAAUCGCUCACCAUGUCCGGCGGUUUGUGCACGACGGCGGAUGCAUACACAUUACUCUGAACGAAAUGAGCACUGAUCCGUUCUCUCAAGACAGUGCGAAUCAAAUCUUAAUGUGGAGCAAGUGUAUGAAAUGUAAAGGUGUGUCACCGGUAGUACCAAUGUCCGAUGACACUUGGUCCUUGUCGUUCGCAAAGUAUCUGGAGCUACGUUUUCACGGUAGCGCGUACACUAGACGGGGCACAGACACUUGCCAACACUCGCUUCAUCACGAUCACUGUCAGUAUUUCAUCAAGAAGAACAUGCUGGCCGUGUUCAAGUACACGAAAAUAUCGCAGUGGGAGAUCUCGCUACCGCCGCCGGUAAUAAAUGUCAUGUACGAUCCGAAACAGCACGCAGACGUGAUAGAAGAAAUGAAAGGUAUAGCGUUGAAGGGGGACGAAGUUUUCUCCUGCAUACGAGAAAAACUGACGACCUUGCAAACGGAUCUGGAUAUUUUGAACGCUGUUAAACAACAGUUGGGCAAGGAUCAACAGUACUUCAAGAAUAAGAUCGAAGAGAUCCAGUUGAAACUGACGUCGCCAACGUUGGAAAACAAAAAACUGGAGGGGAAAGUAUCUGAGAAACAAGUUCAAGCACUGAUGUUCAGGAUCGAGGAUGGGAUAGUGAUUCUCAAACGAUUGAUAUCGGAAGUCGUGUUCACCUGGAACGCGAAGAUUUUGGAGAUGUCUGUUAAGAAGAAAGACGAGAGGCCAAGACGAUUCACUGAACGAUCGUUGACAACUGGAAGUAAUAGCAUAAUCGAUACUGACGGAUACAUAACGGAGGAUACCGCAUCGGAAUCGCAGUUGGAAGAUCUAAGCCCUAUGUCUGCAGAUUAUAAUGCUGUCGACGCAAUUGCUGCUGUACAGAACGAUUUACAAGGAAUGGAAGGCCUAGAAAAUUCAGACAAUGAAGUCUUAGAAAAUAAUAACCCUGAAGAUAUCGUUGUCAUUCAAGGUUCCCCAAAGAUGCAUCAAAGAUCGCAUUCAGACGUCCUGCCUGUUACUUUCGACGAUAUUCCAGAUAAGAAGAAGAAGAAGAAGACCAUCUUGUCGCAAUUGUUACCAUCCGUUCCUGUUAUUCAACCAAUACCAAAUCCUUUAGGGACUCUGGAACAUCACUUACUUCCCCUUGGAUCAGUUGUACCUAUAGUGGUGUAUGAAUCAGAGCCUUCAUCUAUAAUCGCAUACGCACUGGAUUCACACGACUAUAAACAUACACUUCACGAAUUAAUGCGUUCGACGAAAGGGCCCGAUCUGAAUCCCAGCCCAUUGAACAAACGUAAAUUCCCCGAAAAUAAAGAGAACGUUCCUGACUUAACACAAUCUGGCGAAUUCAAGCGGCCGUCUGUUUUGUCAUUCUUCCGGGGGAACAGCCCGAAUUCUGCAAGUCCUUUAGACUCGGACAAGACUAUUUCAAAUGUGGAUUCUAACACGCAGAGUUCAUCGGUGACUGCAGACACGGACGAGGACACUAAAACGAAAAAACAACAAAAUUACAUCGAAGUACAAUUCAACGACGCAACGACGAAUUUCUAUUGCAGGAUAUAUUUUGCUGCACAGUUUGCCGCUUUCAGAGAAAACGUUUUACCGUGCGGGGAAGACGGUUUCACGAGAAGUUUAAGUCGUAGCGUACAAUGGGCCGCGAGAGGUGGAAAAAGCGGAAGCACUUUCUGCAAAAGUCGAGAUGACAGGUUCAUUAUAAAAGAGAUGUCUCGAUUAGAAAUGCAAAUAUUUCUCGACUUUGCACCAAAUUACUUUUCCUACAUGGAAAAGUGCCAACAAACUAAGCAACCGACGUUGCUAGGAAAGAUAGUCGGCGUUUACAGAGUAUCUUUUAAAAACAAUACAACAAACGCGGCACUUCGGACCAGCGUGCUAGUGAUGGAAAAUUUAUUUUACAAACGAACGAUAACGGACAAAUUCGAUUUGAAGGGAUCGGUAAGAAAUCGGCUCGUAAAUCCUGACGAUAUGUGCCAGGAAGGAGAACUCGUAUUGCUUGACGAAAAUUUAUUAAACAUGAGUUGCGAUUCGCCGCUCUAUAUCAGAUCACAUUCCAAAGCGGUUUUAAAUAGAGCCAUUGAACAAGAUACGAAAUUCUUGGCUGAUAACUCUGUGAUGGAUUACUCACUACUAGUAGGUUUAGAGCCAAACUCCGAUGAACUUGUCUUAGGUAUAAUAGAUUAUAUACGAACAUUUACUUGGGAUAAGAAGUUAGAAACAAUGGUGAAGAAAUCGGGUAUAUUAGGUGGCCAGGGAAAACUGCCAACGAUAAUAUCACCAGAAGAAUAUCGAGCUCGUUUCAUAGCCGCUAUGCACCGAUACUUCUUACCUGUACCGGACAGGUGGUACGGUCUAGGUAGAGGUGUAGAAACAUGAUAAAUAUGUGACUUUCAAAUAAUGAGAUUUUCGAUUUUUCACAAAUACUGUAUACUAAACGUACUGUAUAUAUAUUUUCUAUUAUCAGCUGACAUAAAUGUAAUAAGCAGCGUUGCGUAUAGAGAUAUGUAAUUGUAUAUUGAUAAUAUACAGAAUUAUUACUAGUCGACAUUGCGAGAUUUUAUAAUGGAAAAGUGAUAAAAAUAAGUUACCAUUAUUAUAAUAGAAAGUCUUGUAUAAUUUCGUAAUUUAUGUAGCGAUCUAACAUUUGAGCUAUGCCGUUUCGCAUUUGCAUUUAUAUUGGUACAUUGGUCAUUGUAUUACAUGUACAUAAUACGUUAAUACUAAAAUUCGUAAGCGAUAUUCAAAGCACAAAGGGCGUGAAUGAGAAUUACAUGAAAUUACAUAAAAGUCUAUGAAAGCACCAUUAUUAAUGUUUUAUUUAAAUCGUUUCUCAAAAUUAUGUACAUGAACAUUAUUUAUUAUUAUUGAUAGUCAAAUAAACAAUAAUAAUAAUAAUAAUAAUAAUAAUAUAAUAGCUUUUAGUAUAUUUAUAACAUAAUAGUAUUUUCAUAAUAGUUUAUAGAUCAGUGUUUCAAAAUUUUUAAAUAUUUAGAAUGGACAACAUUUUUCUUAAAAAAAAAAAAAUAUCUAGUCAAUAUAUCAUAUGUAUCUAGUCAAUAUACAUAUGUAUCUUAUGAUCAGGUCACAAAAGCAAAGUAUAAUGUACACUGAUCUAUACGUUACAAACACAAAAAAAAGACAUUAAAGCAUUUACCUUACAAAAAAACAUCUCGUACUUAAUUUUUGCGUAGCAUUAUUUCUACCAUAUUUACACAAAUGAACGCACAGUCAUGAAGCUGCAGCGAAACUCGAAUACUUGAACUAUUCCAUCUUUGAAAAUUAGAUUAUACUGAUCAUAAUGUCCCAAUGUAUCUUUCGAGACCUAUACUUUAAUUAAUUACUGUAAGUAAGAAAUCUGCAACUACCCGAUUCAUUUCAAUAUUCAUUUUUAUAUGCUUGUUUAGAAAGGGAUAAUAAAAAUGAUAAUAACAAUCCUUCGUUUGUUUGAAAUUUGUGACUCGAUGAUCGUGAUGUUAAAUAAAAUAAUAGAUGCAUCGUGAGAUUAAAUAAACUAUUGUGAAAACGAUUGUUGAAACUGGAAAAUGAGAACUAAACUUUCGAUGCACGUCAUCGAUUACAGGUGGAUAAAAAUGAUUGAAAUGAAAAAACAGUAUUUUAUUAUAUACUGGUUAGGUAAAUUACAGCAAACUGUCGUACAAGAAAUUUCUGUGGAUAAUACGAAAUCUAUGAUUAAAUCAUUUACAUGUAAAGUACGAAAUCUCUAUUCGUCCUAUUUUAUAAAUUCAAUUGACGAUGAAACAGCUCAGCUAAUAUGGCUCCACUGCUCUUUCCUCGUAGAAAAAAAAAUGACCUACACUGGAUAUACUAACUGAGCAAGUGAUCUUUUUCUCACACGUGAACGAGUUUUAAGAAAUGUAUAUAUAGUUCUUCCAGUAACUUUACAUAAAUAUUUAGUGGACAUUACAUAAUCAGUAAAUUCCUUUUUACAAUUUUUUACAUAAUAAUUCGCCGUAAUUUAGUAUUCAUUAUAACAUUAGCCUCGUGGUUCUAUCUAAUUGCCCUCGUCGCAUCGAGCAUGAACAUGUUCUUUUCUUUUGCCUUUCGUUUGGACUAUUAUCACAAAGAUUUUACAUAAAAUCUAUACAAAUUCGAUCGUCA